AUGACAGAAUCAUACGAUCCCGAUGAGUAUCCUGGGUUGCAGGCCACCAAAGUAGACUACGGACUUAAAGAGUCGCCGCCACCAUUCGAUACUGGGGAUCUGUCGCCUAAAGAUGGCGGUCCGAAACACGAUGAAGACGAGGCAACGUUUCCGGGCAGUACCCGUAAGCUGCCGGAAUUCUCCAAGCCCGAUCCAACUUCGGGCAACUCGGUGCUGAUCAGACAUUUAGCUCCUAAUCGACCAGACAUAGCCUUUUUCGAAAAUGAGCACCACUUCCGUGCCAUUUUGACGGAUGAUAGCCCUCAGGUGCUUCCAAAGAUGAAGCCCAGGCCGGAAAUUCCACACCCGGAACCUAUGGAGGCUCAACCUGUGGACCAAAGUGAUGCCGAGAGGGCUGCGAGAGAGGCGCUUUUCUUGAUAAGUCCAAAUGAGCCGAAGGACGAGAGCGCGCCCUCUGCGAGUUUGAAGGAAGCCCUUUCCCAGCCCCUACCAUCAUCCAAGGAGGCUUCGCUCAAGGAGGAACCCCAACAAACACCUCCCAAUAUACCUCAUCUGUUGCCUCAUCCAUUUAUCCCCCAGGAAAGGAAAUUGUCGGACCCCGACUCGCGCCUGAGCAAGUUGCUUAUCACGCCUACGGAACCCACGGCCCAGCUACCAGCGCUCCAUUCGUCGGCUCUGGGAAACUCGCUGGAUCAUAGCUUGCCCUCUCUUCAGACUGCGUUGGCGGGAGUUACCGAUGUACCACCACACAGCAGCGCUGCCCGUAUCAACGGUACUUCUUCAUAUACUCUGCCUCCAGUCACGGCUUCCUCGCCCCCAAUCUCAAGAUCGGAUACGGUGUGGGAGCACCAACGCUUAGGACAAUUUCCCCCUCCUCAAGUUCCGCCCAGUCCCUACUCGCACUUGUCACCUGCAAGCUCGAAGGAAAUGUCGGCUAUGUCUUCGCCCGCGUCGCAGCAGUCGUACUGGCGACCGCCCCUCAAGGCGGACUUAAAUUAUCUUACUUCCCCGUACGAGGCUGCACCGUCGACUGUCAAGAGCCCGGCAACGAGCUAUCCAACGCCGACAGACCAAACUCCGGCCGCGACCUGCGACCGCCCAUACAGCACCCCUUCCAACGGGGUGGUUCCUACCUGCACUUACAAGUGCCGCCACCCGGGGUGUACUGCCGCUCCGUUCCAAACACAAUAUCUCCUGAACUCCCAUGCAAACGUCCAUUCCCAGGACCGUCCUCACUUCUGCCCGAUCGACGGCUGUCCACGGGGGCCAGGAGGGAAGGGAUUCAAACGCAAGAAUGAGAUGAUUCGACAUGGCCUCGUUCAUAACUCACCGGGCUACGUAUGCCCCUUCUGCCCGGAUCAGCAACACAAGUAUCCUCGGCCGGACAAUCUUCAACGACAUGUCAGGGUCCACCACGUCGACAAGAACCGCGACGACCCGGCACUCCGCCAGGUUUUGGCCCAACGGCCUGAGGGCAGCACGCGUGGUCGACGUCGUCGAACAAACGGCCCAUAA
Aspergillus heteromorphus CBS 117.55 is the source of this 1515-nucleotide messenger RNA. RefSeq lists its product as uncharacterized. NCBI's taxonomy places the organism in Eukaryota, Fungi, Ascomycota, Eurotiomycetes, Eurotiales, Aspergillaceae. Gene Ontology annotation, cellular component: nucleus. The record is from RefSeq and is a predicted model, not a curated record. The transcript has 3 exons. Gene Ontology annotation, biological process: regulation of transcription by RNA polymerase II. The coding region runs from base 1 to 1515 and encodes 504 amino acids.